Molecule: messenger RNA, 2155 nt
Organism: Daphnia carinata
Lineage: Eukaryota; Metazoa; Arthropoda; Branchiopoda; Diplostraca; Daphniidae
Product: polypeptide N-acetylgalactosaminyltransferase 2-like
Exons: 12
Coding region: 282-1943 (553 amino acids)
Cellular component (GO): Golgi apparatus
Source: RefSeq, a predicted model, not a curated record
CGCAGCAGUCAAAUGUCAAACACUAAAGGAUAUUUAUUUCGAUGUUGUUGCUAUGAAGUGAACGCGGAAACCAAAAAGUGUGUUAAGAGAUUUCGACCCGUACAUGGAAAGCGUGUCUUCUAGUCAUUUUGCCGUUCCUCGAAAGAAAACCUGCACGAGAAACUCGACUGGGAAUAGAAAUUGCUUGGCCCUAGUCCAACAACGUUCAUUCGGUUUUCAGACCUCUGGCAAAAAGGAUGGUCUUGCUUUCCCCAGCUAAACGUCAGUGAUAUCGAUCCGGAAUGAAACGUAAAUACAAACUGCUAGCCUAUUCCCUGUUAUGGGUUUUCGGCGUAGGCUUGUUUGUUUGCAUGUUGGGAAAUAAGAAGGAUGUUGGAAAUAAGGCUCUGCGGCUAAAGCUGAAAAAGGAUGAACUUGCUGCCAUAGACCUAACUGUUUUCAACUCAUCUUUGGCAUAUUUCAACGAAAAAGCAUACAUCUCUAAAGGACGACUGAAACCUGGAGAAGAUGCUUAUCAUAAUAAUAAAUUCAACCAAGAAGCUAGUGAUGUGUUAGAGUCUAAUCGUGUUAUCCCAGAUUACCGGCAUAGAAAAUGCCUUGAUUUAGAAUUUCCCAAGGAUUUACCUUCAACUAGUGUAAUUAUUACCUUCCAUAAUGAAGCCAGAUCAACAUUAUUGCGCACAAUUGUUAGUGUGCUCAACCGAAGUCCUGCUCAUCUAAUCAAGGAAAUCAUCCUUGUUGAUGAUUUCAGCAAUGAUGCUAGUGAUGGAAAAGAACUGGUCCAAAUAGAGAAGGUUAUAUUGGUGCGAAAUUCGAAACGCGAAGGCCUAGUCAGAUCUCGCGUCAAAGGCGCCGAAGUUGCAACAGGGGAGUUUCUAACAUUUUUGGAUUCUCAUUGUGAGUGCAACGAUGGCUGGUUAGAACCGCUGCUCGCUCGUGUAGCCGAAGAUCGAACGAGAAUUGUUUGCCCUGUCAUUGAUGUAAUAGCAAUGGAUAGUUUUCAGUAUAUUGCAGCUUCAACUGAACUCCGAGGAGGGUUCGAUUGGAAUUUAGUUUUUAAAUGGGAGCUAUUGCCGGCUGAAGAAAAAGCUCGCAGGAAGAACGACCCGACUAUACCGAUUAGAACACCUAUGAUUGCUGGUGGAUUAUUCGUCAUUGACCGCAAAUAUUUUCACAAGCUAGGUGCCUACGAUCUUCAAAUGGAUAUCUGGGGAGGCGAAAAUCUGGAGAUUUCAUUCCGCACAUGGCAAUGUGGUGGCCGCUUGGAAAUCGUUCCUUGCAGCAGAGUAGGUCAUGUUUUUCGUAAACAACACCCGUACUCUUUUCCAGGUGGUUCCGGAACGAUCUUUGCCCGGAACACUCGCAGGGCGGCGGAGGUUUGGAUGGACGAGUACAAAAAGUACUACUUUGCUGCCGUGCCAAUGGCUAGAACCGUGUCGUUCGGAAACAUCACCGACCGCCUCGCACUUCGCGAGAGUUUGGGUUGCAAACCUUUCAAGUGGUACGUUGAAAACGUAUAUCCCGAGCUAUUGAAGCAUUUGCCCACAGUGCGUGACCCAAGUGGUACUAACUCAGGUGCCAUAAAAUAUAAAUCGCUGUGUUUCGACACCUACGGCCGCGGUGCCGGCAGCCAUAUUGGCCUAUAUGCAUGCCAUAUGACGGGUGGCAAUCAGGCAUGGCUGUACCUUGCUGGUCGAUUACGUCAUGGCUCUUGGUGUCUGGCGCCGCCUAACCCAGCAUACAUUGGAGCCCAAGUAAUCACAUUGCCCUGCAGCUCCAGCAACGAUCAGCUGUGGGACAAACUGGAAAGGGGCCAAUUGCGUGGUGUUACCGUCAUUCACAGACUCUCCAAUCUAUGUCUUGACGCACGAAAUGCUCAAGAAAUUACCGUACAGGAAUGCAAUCCACAGCUAGAUACCCAAGAGUUCAUAUUUACUCGCUGAGAACUAAUCCUUUCAUUUAUGGCAAAACGAGAUCCAUGGACUUCUUUCUGACGUACGCAACCAUCGUAAAUGAUCCCGCUGAAAAUCAACAACGUUCUAGUCACAGACAGAUGGAGCAGCGUCUUCAUUGAUGGAGCUUGAAAUUUGUGCCAGACCUUAUAAAUUUACCUUUUUACAUACUCUUGACUAUGAAUACAAUUAUAGUGCCAUUA